This is a messenger RNA of Monopterus albus (swamp eel), 2849 nucleotides long. RefSeq lists its product as uncharacterized. The transcript has 9 exons. The record is from RefSeq and is a predicted model, not a curated record. Bases 329 to 2197 code for a protein of 622 amino acids. Lineage: Eukaryota; Metazoa; Chordata; Actinopteri; Synbranchiformes; Synbranchidae.
GCGUGUGCGAUACUGUAACUGUUUUUUCACUCUAAUUUAUUUAUUGCUACGUAUGGGUAUCUCUAUUAUUGAAAAUCCUAGAGGCUGCUAUAUAUGUUUCAAAUAAGUUUUGUUAUUCAAGUAAAAUAUUCAGACGUGCUAUUUAUGAGACCCAGAUAUUGUAUAAUUUCCCAGUGGAAGUGAAGGCACCACAUGUUCGCUGUCCAAUCACCUUUCGAUAUUAUGUGCAAGAAGAAUUUUUGAAUCUGAAAGCGCUUUUGAUUUUGGGUCGGCUAGCUUGCUACUUUUUAUUGUCUAUUAGCAUUGGAAGACUACUUUUAUAUGCAACAUGGAUGCGUGUUUGCAGACACAACUGAACAAUAAUCAUUUAAACUACAAAAGGUCACUAGAUCGAAUCAUAGACAAGUAUUCUAAGCUUCAGUACCAGGAUGAGGGGGUAGAAGUGGACCUCAAGAAUACAGAACCCCAAAUACUCGAAUACUACAUGAACAUGUCAGAAAUAGAGCUGAACAAUCUGGAUUCAAAGAGUCUGACAGAUUUGAGAGAGGAAUCAUUAUCACAGGACAUUUCAAGAAACUCCCAGCAGUUGGACUUCACACAUCAAGAUGGCAGCGUUGACAAGACUCAUGCAUCCGGCAGCCAGUUUUCUGUAGAGGAGGAUGGGAUGGCUAGAAGUAACAUGACUCAGCUGACUGUAAGUUCGUUGGGUGAUAGCCACAGAAACACUUCUGAGACAGAGCUCCAGCCUGAAGACCAAGAUGAGGAACUGGAAAUGACUCUGAGAUGUCACGGCAGCUCUUUUGUGGAGCUCUAUCCCAGCAUGAUCAGUCGAAUAAAGAGAGCCUGGCAUCGGAAGAAUGUGUCUGAGGCCGCUGGCUCGGUGCUGAGGAGGUACCGCAGGUGGCGACAGCAGCUAAAUAGAAGCCAUCUCAACAACACCUUCGAUGUCAGACUGAGACACACCAGCAUCAACCCAAAAAAGAUGACCAAAAAGACACUGUUCAAGGAGAACUCCAACAGCCCAGAGCGAAGGCAGCUCAUGAAAAUAGAAUCUGCCCCUCGGUCUCCUUUGCAGAUGGUAAACAAUCUGCGGUAUUGUGAAGUACAGCAGUAUUCUCCGGGGAGGGAGAGGUGCUCACAAAGAAGAGAGCGGCAUCAGCCUAUCAUCAUGAUGGAUGCCUCUGAGCUCUCUGAGGCCUCUAAACCAAAAGAAAUAUUGAACAAGACCUUCACUGUAUCUGAACUGGGAGAACAGCCUUCCACCUACACUGCCAGUCUUUUACGACCUUCCUAUCCCACUGCAAAAGCAUCCUUGGACAGGUCUCUUAGGACUAAGAGGCUUUCUCUCUCUGCACACUCAAAGCAAACUGGGUGCUCCUCCUAUCCACUGGAAACCACUGCUGUUAAAGAAAGACCUGACUUCUACAGCUCCCCAGUCAGGCAGGGUCCCUUAAAUGCAAGAAUGAUGAAUGACCUCAGUAAAACAGCACAAAGCUUUUCCAGAAGCCCCAAAGAAUAUUCCACAUUUCCAUUGUCUUCUCCACAAAAGCCUGCUGGGGCAAUGAGGAUACUUUGCCCUCAAGUCUCCCAUCACUCCCUGCAGCCACAUUUGCACUCCCCUCAGUCAGGCACAGCGGAAGGUCGUCUCAGGCUCCGGCGGCAUCUUUCCUUUGAUUCGUCCCAGCCAUCAGUCCGUGUCUUGUGCUCACCAAAAAAGCUUGAUGAGGACUUUAAAAAACUCUACCACAAGUUCGUCUGUCAGAACAAGUCCUCAUCCUUUAAUGGCCCUCCCUGCCGUCUCUGUGCCACAAGCUCUGAAGCCAGCAGUGGUCAUUAUUCCUCAGCUCUGGCAGCUCUUGCCUUGUCGCCCCACCGCUUCAUCCUGAGGAAACGCCACAGAGAGUUAGGGUGUGUCAGCCAACCCCAGUCCAAGCGCUCCAGAGAAGAGUACUGCAUGUCCUCCCCGGGAUCCAAACGCCAUGGGAAAGAGCUACUGAGGCGUUGUCUCUCUCUGACCGAAUCUGAGGACCUCUCCUUUAGCUCCAGUAAAUACAGCAUGUUUCAGAAAUUCAGUCAGCGCUCAGCAGAUGCACAUCAGGAAGCCGGGACAAGCCAGGGUCAGCCAUCGGAGUUCUUUGCUCUGAGAGGUUCAUUUGAGAAAAGUGCAGCAAGUAGCUACUCCCCCCGAAAAUGGUGAACAUGGAUCACACCUGCCCACAGAUGUUCCUCACCAAGCCCUCGAAUGGACUGAAGCAAUACUGGUUCAAAGUAUUGUGGAAUUAAUUGGUGUAGUUCUGUACAAACACUGGUGAAAAGUGGGUACAGCAAAGCACAUGUGACUCUGGAAGCAUUUCUUUCAGCUGGUAGUCUGAGCUCCGGAAGCUUUGUUACUAAAUUGUAUUGCAACUGUUAAGACAUUUAAAAUUCUAUUAUGAAUUUCCAUUUUGUCUUUUUUCUUAAAUACUAUUAAAACUGAUGUGUGCUGUUAUUUGUAUUCUUGUAUGUUCUCUAAAUUUGACGGUGCUCUGUUGCAUUAUUACAAAAUGUUCAUUAAAAUAAGUGUCUGAAAAAAAAAAGCCACGUAUUUGUGCUUACUGCAGUUUAUUACAUUUAGAAUGUUUUAAUAAAACAAAAUAUCCAUCAGUCUGACCCAAAACAAAUGAGCAUAAUCAAUUUUAAGUAAAGGUAGAAAAGUACAUGAUAUGUUAAGUGAAGACAAACUUUUUGGUUAUUAUUGUUGUGCAUGUUUAAACACUCAGAUUUGUUAAGAAGCUUGCAAUAUGAAAACAUGACAAAUUGGUUUCAAGUCUUUUCUGAAAAUACAUGGUACCCUUUAAAGUAAAAAAAAA